UGCCCGCUCUUUUCUCAUCGUCCUCAUUACAAAAACCUCUUUCAGAGCUUAAUGUCAAUUCCUGACAUGGACAUAAUGAACGCUAAGGCGUUCAAAAAUGUCGUCUCGGCUUAUAUGCAAGGGUUUCAAUUCUUGGUCGAACAUUUGGACCAGGAGGUCGAGUUUAGAAAGGAGUUGGAUAGAAUCUACAAUGUUCACUCAAAACGAGGGAUCAGGGACAUGCCAUAUGCUGAAAGUGGUGAAAGCCCUGCGUUUCAGAUGCUGUUCGUAUGCUUCGUCGAAACUCUGCAGAACAGGGGUAUGACGGUGGACAUCGAUAUGCAGAAGGCGUGGCAGAAAUUAUUUGACCUCGUUGCUGACCCGACGCUUAUGACCACUGCCGCUGAAUGA
Soboliphyme baturini is the source of this 390-nucleotide messenger RNA. Lineage: Eukaryota; Metazoa; Nematoda; Enoplea; Dioctophymatida; Soboliphymatidae. The record is from the annotation of a GenBank genome assembly.